UCACUGGCGGUAAACAACUAGAGUCAACAUGGCGGCCUCCGUGAGGAAAGCAGCUCACGACAUAGAAACGCGAAAGCGGACCGAUGAUGUGCUUUUAUCGGAGGGAAUAGACUUCAGCUCUCUGCUGCUUUCUCAGCCCGUGUUGGACGGACUGUCCUCCGCAGGCUUCCAGAAACCCUCCCCGAUUCAGCUCAAGGCGAUCCCACUGGGCCGCUGCGGACUCGAUUUGAUUGUACAGGCCAAGUCUGGCACAGGAAAGACGUGCGUGUUCUGCACCAUUGCCCUGGACUCCCUUGUCCUGGAAAAUCCUGCGACUCAGGUUCUUGUCCUGGCUCCUACUCGUGAGAUAGCGGUGCAGAUUCACUCAGUGGUGAUGGCUAUAGGAUGUGCCGUGGAGGGUCUCGAGUGCCAUGUAUUCAUCGGGGGCAGGCCUGUGAGUCAGGACAAAACUCAUCUGAAGAAGUGCCAUAUAGCUGUGGGCUCGCCCGGUCGUAUCAAACAGCUCAUCGAGCUGGGCAUGUUGUCCACUGCCAGCAUCAGACUAUUCGUUCUAGAUGAGGCAGACAAGCUGCUGGAGGAAGGCAGCUUUCAGGAACAGAUAAACUGGAUAUUUUCCUCUCUACCUGUGAACAAACAGAUGCUCGCUCUUUCUGCCACCUACCCAGAAUCCCUUGCUCAGCACCUGACCCGCUACAUGAGAGAGCCCACUUUUGUCAGACUCAAUCCCAGUGAUAUGGGCCUUAAAGGCCUGAAGCAGUACUACAAGCUGGUGCAGUCGCAACCUUUACCUCACAUGGUUUUUCAGGAGAAGGUGCAACAUUUGCUGGAGCUUUUCAGCAAAAUCCCAUUCAACCAGGCGCUGGUGUUUUCCAAUCUACACACAAGGGCUCAGCACUUAGCAGACAUCCUGUCCUCCAAAGGCCUACCUGCUGUUUGUAUCUCAGGUGGUCUGACUCAGGACCAGAGACUGGAGGCCAUGUCAAAACUGAAGCAGUACCAGUGCAGGGUGCUCAUCUCCACUGACCUGACCUCCAGAGGUAUAGAUGCAGAGAAAGUAAACCUGGUGAUUAAUCUGGACGUGCCGCAGGACUGGGAGACGUAUAUGCAUCGAAUUGGACGUGCUGGGCGCUUUGGCACUCAAGGGCUGGCUGUGACCUACUGUUGCCAUGGUGAGGAGGAGAACAAGAUGAUGGCCAUCGCUCAGAAGUGUGGCCUGACCUUGUCUAUGUUGCCAUCCACUAUAGAGCCUAGUUUGAUGGACGAGUCAUGUGAUUGGGAUGUCUGCACCGAGGCUUCUACUCCAGGCCUGUUACCCGUGCCCUCCUCCAGGACAGAGAAGAAGAAGCGUGCCAAGCAAGUCACUGAUGAAUCUGUGGAGCACAGCAUUCAAAGGAAACCAGAGAAAACCCAUCCAGCACCCAGACUGGGAGCACACCGUGAAGAGAAUACUAGAAGAGCUUCUCCUGCAGAAGUCACUCUCCCACAACCCCCUCCUCGGGUGGUGCCCACUCGAAAAGAGCAACAGGAUGCUCUGCCGAAGAUCCCUCCUCUCAGCUCCUUCAAGAAAUGUAGGUCAAGGUUCAUGACCCUGGAGGAAGCUGAUCUGGACUUCCACAGUUUUAUUACCACAGGGUUGGGUAGAUCAGUGGAGGUCAUCAGGGAUUUCACAGGUGGAGAGGAUGGUGAUGGACAUAGAGAGUCUACCAUCCUAAAUGAUGAUGGAGCUCAACGUUUCAAACAAAAAAGGUGGAAAUCUGAUCUUCCACCUCCAAGGGCAGUUGCCAGUUCUUCAAGCUCGCAAUCUGAGGAAGAUGAUGAGCCGGAUCAGACGGGAGGAAGUGAACACAGAGCAAUCACUGAGCCUCAGAUUGAAGCUAGACACACACCCAGUGUGUCCAAAGCAAAGGCAGAGUCCACUACAUCAUCAUACAUUUCGACACCCAAAACGUAUCCCCAGUCAGCAUCAAAUGCAAGCGCUUGGUCUCAGCCUGAGAACUGUGAAUCUGUACCCAUCGUUAGACCGAGUGGGCAUCACAGGCCAACGGCUCCAACACAGAACGGCAGAAAUCAAUCCAGAAAGGUUACAGAAAAGUCUGCGAAACAGAGCAAAGUGUUUUCAGAGAAGAUGCACAGAGAGCAGAAGAGGGAAAGGGAUGGAGAACAAAACGAUGAUGAAGAUAAUGAGGAAGAGGGCGAGGACUGGAGUGCUGAAGGUUACUGGAGAGCCAGCUACAGAGCCUGGAAUGAUUACUAUGCCUCCAUGUCUCCUUUCCAAGAGCAGGGUUACCAAAGCUACUACAGUGUAGCCCACAACUGGAUGGCAGCUUAUCGUAUGAAUGCUGUCUACACUGAGGAACUCCUAAAAGACUGACAUUUCUAUACUGCUUUUCAGGACAUUUCACUGUGACGUAUCUAGUGGAAAAAUGUGUCUGAAUGUCCCCUGUAACAUAAUUAUUCAAAUGUUUCUUCUUUUCCAACUAGUUGCACUUAAAACUGUUGACUGUUUUUUUUCCUCAAUAAAUCCAUACCGUAAACUGAA
This is a messenger RNA of Eleginops maclovinus (Patagonian blennie), 2539 nucleotides long. RefSeq names its product DEAD (Asp-Glu-Ala-Asp) box polypeptide 20 (gene ddx20). Lineage: Eukaryota; Metazoa; Chordata; Actinopteri; Perciformes; Eleginopidae. Gene Ontology annotation, molecular function: ATP binding; RNA binding; RNA helicase activity. The coding region runs from base 29 to 2371 and encodes 780 amino acids. Gene Ontology annotation, cellular component: SMN complex. The transcript is spliced from 11 exons. The record is from RefSeq and is a predicted model, not a curated record. Gene Ontology annotation, biological process: spliceosomal snRNP assembly.